AUGGAGGAACGUGGGUCUCCUGAUGGAGACCCAGCGCGGAGCCUGGAGCAGGGCCCAGAAGGACCGGAAACCCCCAUUCAAGUGGUGCUCAGGGUGCGUCCCAUGAGCACAGCAGAGUUGCACAGAGGGGACCAGAGUGCUCUACACUGUUCAGGGACCCGGACUCUGCAGGUGAGCCCCCCAGGUGGGGGCCCCGACAUGGCAUUCCGCUUCGGUGCGGUACUGGAUGGGGCGUGCACGCAGGAGGAUGUGUUCAGAGCAUGCGGGGUGAAGCGCCUGGGCGAGCUGGCGCUGCAUGGUUUCUCCUGCACGGUCUUCACUUUUGGCCAGACAGGAUCGGGCAAGACUUACACUCUGACAGGACCCCCUCCGCAGGGGGAAGGGGUGCCCGUGCCCCCCAGCCUGACUGGCAUUAUGCAGAGGACCUUUGCCUGGCUCUUAGAUCGUGUACAUCACCUGGGUUUCCCUGUCACCCUCCGAGCUUCCUAUCUGGAGAUCUACAAUGAGCAGGUUCGGGACUUGCUGAGCCUGGGGUCUCCGCGGCCUCUGCCUGUUAGGUGGAGCAAGGCUCGAGGCUUCUAUGUGGAGCAGCUUCGGGUGGUGGAGUUUGGCAGUCUGGAAGCCCUGAUGGAGCUCCUGCAGAUGGGUCUCAGCCGCCGUCAGAGCUCCUCACAUACCCUGAACCAGGCCUCCAGCAGAAGCCAUGCUCUGCUCACGCUCUAUGUCAGCCGCCCAACUCCUCAGCAGGUACCCCCCGUGGACCCUGGAAAACCUCCUGUUGGGGGCAAGCUGUGCUUCGUAGACCUGGCAGGCAGUGAGAAGGUGGCAGCGACAGGCUCCCGAGGGCAGCUGAUGCUUGAGGCCAAUAGUAUUAACCGCAGUCUGUUGGCACUGGGCCACUGCAUCUCCCUGCUGUUGGACCCACAGAGGAAGCAGAGCCACAUUCCCUUCCGAGAUAGCAAGCUCACCAAGUUGCUGGCAGACUCACUUGGGGGCCGUGGGGUCACCCUCAUGGUUGCCUGCGUGUCUCCGUCAGCCCAGUGCCUUCCUGAGACUCUCAGCACCCUGCGAUAUGCAAGUCGAGCUCAGAGGGUCACCACCCGGCCACAGGGUCCCAAGUCCCCUGGAGCAAAACCCCCCCAGCAAGGAGCGGCUGAGCUUCUGCAUCUCCAAGAGGAGAAUCAUCACUUACAGUCCCAGCUGGAUCAAAUGCGGACUAAGGCACCAGGGAUCCAUGGGGCCCGGGUGGCCUGGGCCCAGAGGAACCUCUAUGGCAUGCUGCAGGAGUUCAUGCUGGAGAAUGAGAGGCUUAGGAAGGAGAUGAGACAGCUGCGGAGCAGUCGGGACCUGGCCUGGGCAGAGCAGCGUGUCCUGGCCCAGCAGGUCCAUGAACUGGAGAGGCACCUCCAUUCUGCACCUGCCCUUCCCCAGCAGGGCUCUGCCCCCAUGUGCCCCUGCUCCAUGUGUCCAGCUGCCUCCUGCCGUGCACGGCCACCCUUCUGCCCCUGCUUUCACCUCUGUCCUCUGUGCCGAGUAUCCCUGGCCCACUGGGCCUGCCCACGGAGGGAGUGCCUUGUGCCACAGCAGGAGCUAGGGCCUGAGGCCCCAGGUUACAUAUCUCUUUCUGCACGGCCGCCACCCUCAGCACCUCCACCAAGCCCCGGCUCUUCCAAGCCCCCACGAGAGAGGAGCCAUAGUGACUGGACACAGACACAAGUCCUGGCAGAGAUGCUGAUAGGGGAGGAGGUGGUACCCUCUGCACCACCCAUGCCCACUGGGUCCUCGAACAUGUCACCCAUGAUAAGAGGAGAAUCUGGGAUCCCGAACCUGACUCAGAAGCUGGACACUGUCACACACCAGAUUAGCAACUCCCUGAACCUCGGCCAGAGUCAGUCACAGCCCAGCGACAGCAUGCAGGGCCCUAGCCAGGGCCUCUCUCCUCCUUGAAGACUGCCAGACUGGCUCUG
Molecule: messenger RNA, 1967 nt
Organism: Chionomys nivalis (European snow vole)
Lineage: Eukaryota; Metazoa; Chordata; Mammalia; Rodentia; Cricetidae
Gene: Kif12
Product: kinesin family member 12
Exons: 19
Coding region: 1-1947 (648 amino acids)
Biological process (GO): microtubule-based movement
Molecular function (GO): microtubule binding; ATP binding; microtubule motor activity
Source: RefSeq, a predicted model, not a curated record